UUAGCUCGUUACCAGCCCUCGUUACGCUAAUGCCACCCCAGUUCCCACCGCCCCUAACGGGCACUAAUGAGCCGGGCUGAGGGUCCCGCUCGGGGGCCGCCCUCAGCCGGGGGUGGGGGGCAGCGCUGCCCGGCGGCUCCGCUUCGGGAGGUGCGAUGAGCAUCGCCCCGGCCUCAGCCCGCGCCGGCGGCGGAGGGGGCCCUUUAAGGCGCGAGCCCGGAGCCGCCCUGACGUCAGCGGGGCGGGCACGCGCGGGCAGCCGCAGCCCCGGCGGUCCCAGCUCCGCCGCCCGCGCCCGAUGCCCGUCCCCGCCUGACGCUGCAGCCGCCGCCGCCGCCAUGGCCGGGGCGCAGGGCUGCGGUGAGGGGAAGAUCGCGGGGCUGUACGACCUGGAGCGCACCCUGGGCAAGGGCCACUUUGCGGUGGUGAAGCUGGCCCGGCACGUCUUCACCGGGCAGCGGGUGGCCGUCAAGGUGAUCGACAAGAGCAAGCUGGCCGGGGAGGCGGCGGGGCAGCUUCUGCAGGAGGUGCGCUGCAUGAAGCUGGUCCAGCACCCCAACGUGGUGCGCCUCUACGAGGUCAUCGACACCCACGCCAAGCUCUACCUCAUCCUGGAGCUGGGCGACGGCGGGGACAUGUUCGACCACAUCAUGCGGCACGAGGGCGGGCUGUCGGAGGCGCGGGCCAAGCACUACUUUGCCCAGAUCGUCCACGCCAUCUCCUACUGCCACAAGCUCCACGUGGUGCACCGCGACCUCAAGCCCGAGAACGUGGUCUUCUUCCAGGAGCAAGGGGUGGUCAAGCUCACCGACUUUGGCUUCAGCAACCGCUUCCAACCCGGCAAGAUGCUCACCACCAGCUGCGGCUCGCUGGCAUAUUCGGCGCCUGAGAUCCUGCUUGGGGACGAGUAUGAUGCCCCGGCUGUCGACAUCUGGAGCCUGGGGGUCAUCCUCUACAUGCUGGUGUGCGGCCACCCCCCCUUUCAGGAGGCCAACGACAGUGAGACCCUCACCAUGAUCAUGGACUGCCGCUACACCGUCCCCCCACACGUCUCGGCACAGUGCGCUGACCUCAUCUCCAGGAUGCUGCAGCGGGACCCGAAGCAGCGAGCCUCCCUGGAGCAGAUCGAGGGCCACGCGUGGCUGCAGGGGGUGGACCCGUCCCCCGCCAGUCGCUGCCUGCUGCCCCUCACCUCCCACAAGCGUGUCUCCGAGGAGGAGCACGAGAUCAUCCUCCAGGCCAUGACCUGCGGGAACAUCGCCGAUCGGGACACCAUCCAGGAGGCGCUGGAGGCUGACCGCUACAACCACAUCACGGCCACCUAUUUCCUGCUGGCGGAGAGGAUGCUGCGGGAGAAGCAGGAGAAGCAGGGCCACCGCCUCAGCCUGGUCUACAACCUGGCCAAGGAGGUGCAGAGCAGGACCAACUUAUCGGACACGUUCGGCCCCGUGGGCAGCACCAGCGGCCUCUUGCCCUUCACAGAGGUGCCAGGCGGCCUCACCACGGGUUCCCGGCUGUCCCUCCUGCCCACUGGAGGGGACAUGGGUGCCCGGCAGCCCCCUGGGACCCUGCUGAAGGUCCCUGCUGUUGACACCGCCAUCACCAAGAGCACGCCGGCCCUGCAGCAGAUCUGCGAGGAGGAAGAGGAGGAGGAUGAGGAGGAGGAGGGGAGGCCCAGUGCCAUGGAGAGGAAGAGCAGCUCGCUCAACCAGGAGCAGAUGCGAGCCUUCCUGCGCACCCGCCGCCUGCCCGGCCGCGGGGAGGUGUGGGGGACGGGGGCUGAGCUGGGGGGACGGGGCGGGCGCCCGGGGGCGGCCUGGGCUGGGAAGGGAGUGAGCGGGGGCCGGGGUCCCCCAGCAAUGCGGGGGGAUGGAGCAAAGCUCCCCAGGAGAGAGGAGGACACAGAGCCCAAGGGCUCCGUGGCAGAGCCCCCCGGGGAAAGGGGAGCUGUCCCCUCGCCGCGGAGCAGCUCUGCUGGGGUCCCCCAGGUGCUGGGGGCAGAGACAACCCCCACCGACAAGUCCCCAGGGCCCGGGUCCCCCGCCAGCCCGGCCCUGGGGGGCACUGAGGGGGCGACAGAGAACGUGAUCAAGCUGGACCCAGGCAAGAGCAAGGGCGCCAGCCUGCGGGACAGGCUCCUGCAGAUCCCGCUCUGCGAGAAAGCCCUGGCCUUCAAAAUCCGGCCGGGCUCCAAGGAGAGCCUCCUCUCCCUGGGGCAGUUCAACUGCUGCCAUGUCAUUUAAGCCCCUGGGAACAAGGGUCCGGCCCCACUGCGGGGUCCGGGACGUGCCCGCUCCCCUGCCUGCGCCCCACGGAGCAGUGGCCACGGGGCUGGCGGGGGACACGAUGCCCCUGCUUUGUCACCUACAGUGGCCACCCCGCUCGCUCCCACCCUGGGCAUCCACUGGGGUGCCUGAGGGCUGGGCUGGGACAGACCCCCGGGACAGGACUGCCCAGGGGGGUGAGGUGGGCUGGGGUCUGUCCCCGCACCGGGCCGACGUGUCCCCAACCCCCCAGGGCUGCUGCGGCCCCGCCGGGGUUGGAUGGACCACGAUGCAUUUUUUUUUAACUACUAGAAAUAACUUUUUUAAAUAGUCUAUUUUAAUGUAAUUAAAUAGAGAUUGCUAUAUCCCCUCACCCACCCCCACUCCCUGGGAUGGCGGCUCCCCGCCCCUCCCCAGCCCCGCAGCGUGCACGGCCCCGGGGCCAGCAGUGGCCAUGGGGCAACCGCUUGCCUGCCUGCAGCCCCCCCCGCCACCGCCGCCGUCCCCCCCCGCCGGGGCCAGGCGCAGCCCUGCCCGCGGCUGCGUGUGACCCGAGGCCUCCCCUGCAAAUAAGCUUCCUAUUUAUUAUCUCUUUGUUUUCUUGCUGGCAAGAAAUGAAUGAGGACGGAGGCGUGGGCCGGAGCUGGGAAGGGAUGGGAGCCGCUGGGAAGCAAAGUUCCAUCGGGCCAAUAAAAUAAGCUCGUGGGU
This is a messenger RNA of Chroicocephalus ridibundus (black-headed gull), 2972 nucleotides long. RefSeq names its product SNF-related serine/threonine-protein kinase-like. The record is from RefSeq and is a predicted model, not a curated record. Bases 156 to 2243 code for a protein of 695 amino acids. NCBI's taxonomy places the organism in Eukaryota, Metazoa, Chordata, Aves, Charadriiformes, Laridae. Gene Ontology annotation, molecular function: ATP binding; protein serine/threonine kinase activity. Gene Ontology annotation, biological process: intracellular signal transduction; protein phosphorylation. Gene Ontology annotation, cellular component: cytoplasm. The transcript has 6 exons.